Messenger RNA from Cryptococcus amylolentus CBS 6039, 600 nucleotides. RefSeq lists its product as hypothetical. The coding region runs from base 1 to 600 and encodes 199 amino acids. The record is from RefSeq and is a predicted model, not a curated record. The transcript has a single exon. NCBI's taxonomy places the organism in Eukaryota, Fungi, Basidiomycota, Tremellomycetes, Tremellales, Cryptococcaceae.
AUGGAGCCGCACAUCUCGUCCCCCGCCACAGACAACCUCCGCCCCACCCUCCACAAGCUCGCCCACUCCUGCACCGCCCCCGCCCUGCCCCCCGACGCCCCCCUUCAAGACAACCGUAUCAUGGGCCUCGUCGCUAGAGGCGGUAAAGAGGCAUGGCGAAGGUCUAUCGGAUCCUUCUGGCCGCCCUCCCCUCCCAACGACCACCCCACUACAAAUACAUCCUCCCCGCCCAACAAACUCCGCACCCAGCCCCUCGACACCUCCUCCAUCCUCUACCCCACCCUCACCACCCACCCCGAACCAGCGCCAUACAACAUUCUCGUCCUAUCCCUCGCCCACAUCGCCUCGGCGCCGCCUUCCCUCAGCAAUGACGAGCUGUUUCAGGUGAUACUGCGGCGCCUCGAACCGUGGGUCGGGGAAGAAGGCGAGGGGGGCUAUGUACUGGUCAUCAUGUCUGCGGAGGGCGCUGUCGCCACUGCUUCUGCUUCGUCUGCGUCUGCGCCUUCCGCCGCAGAGCCGUCACAUGCCGGGGACGAGUCGCGCAAGCUGCCGGGCGUGGCCUGGUGGGUCUGGAAAUGGAAGCGUAUCCCGAGAAAGUGA